Anopheles maculipalpis is the source of this 869-nucleotide messenger RNA. RefSeq names its product protein CDV3 homolog. The transcript is spliced from 3 exons. Lineage: Eukaryota; Metazoa; Arthropoda; Insecta; Diptera; Culicidae. The coding region runs from base 1 to 690 and encodes 229 amino acids. The record is from RefSeq and is a predicted model, not a curated record. Gene Ontology annotation, cellular component: cytoplasm.
AUGGCCGAUUUGGAUGAUUUCUUCGCGAAGAAAGACAAAAAGAAGGGAAAGGCGAAAAAGUUUGUCACCGCAGAGGAGAUAGCCAAGCAGCUAGAUGACACGUCGAAGAAGGUCGUCGAAAGUAAGAUGAAGCUGAGACCAGUCGAUCUGACCGAUGGCAGACACGAAACGCACGAUAUGGACGACGAAUGGAAGGUAGUUGAGGAGACGAAGAAAGAUUACAGUGGACUUAAAUUGGCACAGCUAACGAUAGACGAUGAAGGGAAUCAGCUUGAUUCGGAAAAUGCCGGUGAUAUAAACGAUCCGAACAAUGACGCCGAGGGCAGAGAGGGCGAAGACCGCGAUCCGACCAAACCGUGGAACAAGGUGGACGCAAAUGCAGCGGCAAAAGAGAAGGUUGUUGCUGCCGAACCGGCACCUACCACAAGCAAUAUCUACAUCAGUCCGGCUAUGAAAAGUCUCAUGGCAAAACAAAAACAGAAAAAAGGCAUCGCACCGGAUCUGCAGAGCGAGGAAUAUUUCCCCACACUAGGUCAGGAAAAGCCGGCCGAACCGCCGAAACAGCCGAAACCGGAUCCCACAUUCGAGGAGGUAAAGCAUGGUAUGCGAGCGAAAACGGUCGAACAGUCCUCAACUAGCCAGAUCAGUAUCGGUAACCGGUACAACACGCUGAACAACGAUGCGAGCUAGGGGACAACGUGCCGAAUCGCUCAGUACAUCGUUUUAUCUUCUUAUACUACUACUACUACUACAACUACUGCUACUGCUGCUGCUACUAUUGUUGCAUCCAUGAUGCGCCUACUUCGUUUUUGUACACUCUGUUAACAGCAGUUUUGGUGCCUUCGGUCAUUUAGUUUGUUUUUGUUUUU